Ananas comosus (pineapple) is the source of this 2791-nucleotide messenger RNA. Its product is annotated as kanadaptin. The transcript is spliced from 13 exons. The record is from RefSeq and is a predicted model, not a curated record. Lineage: Eukaryota; Viridiplantae; Streptophyta; Magnoliopsida; Poales; Bromeliaceae. The coding region runs from base 120 to 2324 and encodes 734 amino acids. Gene Ontology annotation, molecular function: protein binding; mRNA binding.
GUACACUCCAUCCACCCAAAAAAACCCGUCCCUUGCACCGUCCCGAGCUUUUCUUCCUCGGCGCCCGAAGUUCAAACCCCUCCUCCUCCCCUUCGCUCUCCUUCAAAAUCCCGUUCAAAAUGAAGGUUCCCAUGGGUCCUCCUCCUCCACGAAACCCUAACCCUAAUGCUAACCCUGAUCGCGAACCCGAAUUGUCGAACGCGGAGCGAUCGCUCGGCGAGGCCCCGCAACCCAGCGCCCUGGAUAAAUCUGGCACCGACGAGGAGAGUAACGCGCCGCUCGAGGAGUCGGACAAGGAGGAGCCCCACCAAAACCCUAACCCUAACCCUAGCUCGAGCCCCUCGGAGCGGGGUGGGAAAUCCCCAGUACCCUACUCGAUCCCGCCGUGGAGCGAGCCUCCUACUCACCGCUUCUUCCUCGAGGUUCUCAAAGAUGGAUCAAUCAUCGAGCAAUUAGACGUGUCUAAGAAAGGAGCGUACAUGUUUGGACGUGUCGAUCUUUGUGAUUUCAUUUUGGAACAUCAAACAAUCUCUAGAUUCCACGCAGUUCUGCAGUUUAAAAAAGACGAAGUCUUACUUUAUGAUCUUGGCAGUACGCAUGGUACUUCUGUUAAUAAGAAACAGGUUAAGAAGAAGGUGUACAUGGAAAUCCAUGUUGGUGAUGUUAUAAGAUUUGGCCAGUCCUCGCGCUUGUAUAUUUUCCAAGGACCAUCUGAGCUGAUGCCGCCGGAGGGUGAUUUUCAGAAGUUGCGAGAGGCUAGGAUUCAAGAAGAGUUGCUUGAUCGAGAAGCUUCGCUUUCACGUGCAAGGGCUGAAGCUUCUCUCGCAGAGGGAAUCUCAUGGGGCAUUGCUGAGGAUGCAGUUGAAGAAGCUGGAGAGGAUGAUGCAGAUGAAGUUACAUGGCAAGCAUACAAAGGACAGCUUACUGAACGGCAGGAGAAAACUCGCAGCAAAAUAACAAAAAGAAUGGAAAAGGUUGCCAAUAUGAAGAAAGAGAUUGAUGCUAUUCGAUCAAAAGAUAUUGCUCAAGGUGGGUUAACUCAAGGUCAGCAAACACAGAUUGCACGAAAUGAACAAAGAAUAUCACAGAUUAUGGAGGAACUGGAGAGCUUAGAAGAAACUCUGAAUGAGAGUAUUCGAGAAAGUUUAGGUGCACGUGCUGGAAAGGUGGCCCAUGGUAGGAAGAAAGGAAGUAUUGAGGAUGAAGAUGACAUCUUGAGUGAUGAUGACGAUUUCUAUGAUCGGACAAAGAAGCCAUCUUCUCAAAAAUCUAGUGAACAGCAGUCUGUUGAAACGGCCGAUACACUUCUUGACAAGAAGGAUGCUAUUACCGGUGAGAUGGAAGACAAGAGGAAAUUGCUUGAAAAUGAGAAAAAUAAACUACCUAGUAGUGCAAAGAACAAAGAAGGAAAUGACAGUGGUGAAAACAAUGAAGAUGGUGAUGACCUUGAUGCAUACAUGACCGGACUGUCAUCUCAACUAGUGCAUGACAGAAUUGCACAAAUUCAGAAGGAACUGUCCGAUCUUCAAGCUGAGUAUGACAAGGUAACCUACUUGCUGAAAAUAGCUGAUCCAACAGGAGAAGCUUCUUGGAAAAGGGGUCUAAAAGCACAAGAACCAACGGCUGAAUCCACUCCACAUCCACAACCAUUAUCCAAGGAAAAACAAAUUGCUUUGCCUGAAACGGCUGUAGUAAAUCCACAACCUAAAGAACCUUCCCAUUCGAAACAAGUGGACCAGAAUGCUAAAGAAGGUAGCGAUAUUCCCAAUCUAAAAGAAAAUGGGGUAUCCGCAUUUAGCUUAACAAAACCUCAAUGGCUUGGUGCCAUGCGGGAUACGAAACCUGAAGAGAAUGAAAUGCAAGAGGUAAAAGCUGAUGCAGAAGAGCCUGAUAACUUUGUGGAUUACAAAGAUCGCAAAAAGAUUCUUCAACAACUCGAUACUGGAAAAGAAAUGGAAAGCACCACUGCUGGUCUUAUUAUACGUAAGCGGAAGCAUUUAGAUAGUCCUGAAUCUAAUGUAGAUAAAGUCCAGAGAGCGGGAGACUCAUCUGCUGGAGAAGCUGAAACAUCAGCUGCUGAUGCUGUGGCCCUACUGCUCAAGCAUAAACGAGGUUACCAUGCUUUAGAAGAUGAUGAACAGAAUGGGAAUCAACUCAAAACUGGGCAGAAAAAGGAGAAAAAAGAAAAAUCGCAACCGAAACGAGUGUUUGGACCUUCAAGACCCGAUUUUCUUAACAAUAGUCCAGAUUAUGAGACUUGGGUGCCCCCUGAAGGACAAACUGGUGAUGGACGCACCUCUUUGAAUGACCGCCUGGGUUAUUGAUAAGCUCCAUUUGCUCUCAUCAGGGAUAACUCUGCUGGGGAGAAAACAAAGAAAUCCUGAUGAAGCCAUUGCUCCCAACUAUUGAACCUCUGGAGGGCCAUUGCAGUGAAACAGAACCGUAUAAAGGCUGCUGAUACAAAUGGAUCAACAUGCCUGUAGCAUACAGCGAAUGAAGACGUUUAAACACUUGGUCACAUUUGUCACAGUUCCUAACGGGUCAAAUGAGGAUUCUGGCGGAUAGACAUAGGUAUUUAAGCUUUUCUCUGGAAAUAUUGUGCAAAAUCAAACACCACAGGCAGAAAACUUCUCGUUUAGCUGCAGUUAAUUCCGUUUUAUUGUAACGCAUAAAGAGAGGUGAGGGUUGGGCGCUCGAAAAGAGUUCCCAGUUGGCACGUGCUGGAGCAUAUGGUUCUGUUUUUGAGUUGCUGCCAUUGUAAAUUAAGGCAAAGCUGUUUUCCCCACUUAAA